AUGUAUCUUUUAGUUGAGCCAUUGUUUUUUGAAAAUGGUUGUCCAUGUCCAAAGUACAAACAAAGAUUAGUGGUACCACCGUCAAAAUCUAUUAACAACAAUUGCAUUCAAUUAUCACAAUAUUUAAUCGAAAAACCAGAAGGUGAUAUGUAUACACCAGGUUCUCUUAUUAAAUUGGAAUUUCAUUGUAUUAAAGAUCUUACAAAAAGAAGAUUUAUUACAAGAAUUGAUUUUCUUAACCAAAAUAUUUUAAAUAAUCCUUCAUCUGAUUGUGUUUGUCCAUAUUGUAAUAUUUCAGGUACAAGCAAAGCUGCAGUCGCUUAUAUAUGCAAAACAUUAAACACCCUGCGUAUUCCAUUUAAAGAUUGUGUUUUCAUUCAUCCAGAUGUGUCAGGUCAAGAAUGGAAAUAA
Molecule: messenger RNA, 411 nt
Organism: Dictyostelium discoideum AX4
Lineage: Eukaryota; Evosea; Eumycetozoa; Dictyosteliales; Dictyosteliaceae
Exons: 1
Coding region: 1-411 (136 amino acids)
Source: RefSeq, a predicted model, not a curated record